This is a messenger RNA of Girardinichthys multiradiatus, 4289 nucleotides long. It is a transcript of the gene ephb6, whose product is annotated as eph receptor B6. NCBI's taxonomy places the organism in Eukaryota, Metazoa, Chordata, Actinopteri, Cyprinodontiformes, Goodeidae. The transcript is spliced from 19 exons. Gene Ontology annotation, molecular function: protein binding; ATP binding; transmembrane-ephrin receptor activity. Gene Ontology annotation, biological process: central nervous system projection neuron axonogenesis; axon guidance; protein phosphorylation. The record is from RefSeq and is a predicted model, not a curated record. Gene Ontology annotation, cellular component: neuron projection; plasma membrane. Bases 51 to 3065 code for a protein of 1004 amino acids.
CGUGCUCCUCUCCCUUCCUCUCUGUCUGUCAGUGUCAUUCUGGAGUGGAGAUGUGGAGUGUCUUUCUGUCUCUCUGCCUUUUUUUUCAGCCUAAUUCAGCUGAGGAAGUGAUGCUGCUGGACACAACAGAAACUACCUCAGAGCUGGGCUGGACCACCUAUCCGGACACUGGGUGGGACGAGGUCAGCGUCCUCGAUGACCGGGGGAAGCUCAUACGGACCUUUGAGGUCUGUAAUGUCAAUCAGAAUCCCCGUCAGCAGGACAACUGGCUGGCAACACCUUUCCUCUAUCGUCAAUCAGCGCCACGGAUGUUUGUGACAUUGCGCUUCUCUGUGCGCGACUGUGCCAGCCUGCGCACCCCGUUGCCCACCUGUCGCGAAACGCUCACCCUGUACUACAAGCAGGCCGACUCGCAGAGGGAGCUGAUGAGGACCUGGGUCGCAGAGCCAUCUAGCGGCGAGAAAGAGACGAGGGAGGGUUGGGUGAAGAUCGACACGAUUGCUGCUGAUAAGAGCUUCUCCAAAGUGGAGCCCAGUUCACCUCACCAGUAUCAGCCAAACCGUUACAGUCGCAUCAAUGUUAAAUCACGAAGCUUUGCUCCUCUCACACGUAACGGGUUUGUCUUGGCAAUCGUCGACAGUGGAGCUUGUGUUUCCCUCAUGGGUGUCUCCAUCUUCUACCGGCGAUGUCCAGCCACCAGCCUCCACUUGGCGUCCUACCCAGCAACUCCCUCAGGUGCGGAGCCAACCGCUUUAGUGCCCGUGACGGGGACAUGUGUCCCACACAGUAAAGCGCAGGGUGGAGCACCCCCUCGCAUGCACUGCAACGCUGAAGGCGAGUGGAUGGUGCCUGUUGGUGGAUGUGUCUGUGACAAAGGAUUUGAGCCAAACGUCAAUGGAUCCGCCUGCCUGGCUUGUCCCGUGGGCUACUUCAAGCCUGUUUCUGGCUCCGACCCCUGCACCGUGUGUCCGCCCAACAGCAGAACCAGCCAGGAGGGAUCCAGUGUGUGCGAAUGUCGCAGCGGCUUUUAUCGGGCAGCCAAUGAUGCCAACUCUUCCGCCUGCACAACUCCUCCUUCUUCUCCAGUCUCUCUGACAUGGGAGUAUGAAAGUGGCGAUGGUGGGGUCUCCCUAAGGUGGCGUCCUCCGGUGGACAUGGGAGGCCGCAGUGAAGUGUGGUACGGAGUGGUUUGUCGCAUUUGCCCGUCGCCCACCUUCAGCAACCCGGCCGCGUGCUCCUGGUGUGGGGAAGGGGUCACCUUCAGCCCAUCACAGACCAACCUGAAACAGACUAAAGUAACCCUCAACAACCUGCUGACCAGGGUCACUUAUCUCAUACAGGUGCAAGCCAUGAAUGAGGUGUCAUCUUUGAGUCCCUUUCCGGCUCGAUACACAAGCAUCAAUUUUACCACCAGCCAGUCAGUUCCCAGCACAGUUCCCAUGUUACACCAGCUGAGCCGAGCUCCAGUCUCCAUCACGCUCUCAUGGCCUCAGCCCGAUCGACCCAAUGGAGACAUCCUGGAGUACCAACUCCGAUAUUAUGACAAGGGUUCAGACGUAGACGGUGCAAUGACGGUGUACAGCGAGACCAACACAGUGACCGUCAACUCCCUGAUUCCCGGUUCCAUCUAUGCCUUCCAGAUCCGAGCUCGAAAUGAGAGAGGCUACGGUCCAUACAGCAACACCAUUUACUUCACAACGCUGCCGCUCGAGGAGCAUUCACAGCAGAUCCAGAACCGACUUCCUCUGCUCGUUGGCUCGGUGAUGGGCGGGGCAGCGUUUCUCCUCGUGGUGGCAGCAAUCGUUGUCGUUGUUGUAUUUCGCAGCAAGAGGAGAGAGAGUCCUUACAGCGACAGGCUUCAGAGGUACAUCAGCAACCGGGGCGGUGUUAAGUAUUAUGUGGACCCUUCUACAUAUGAAGACCCCAGUGAGGCGGUUAAAGAAUUUGCCCGUGAAAUAGAUCCUUCUCACAUCAAGAUUGAGGAAGUGAUUGGUGCAGCCCAGUUCGGUGAAGUGUCUCGUGGACGGUACCGUCCUGUGGGCCGCAGGGAAGUGCUGGUGGCUGUGAAGACUCUUCGCUGGGGGGCAUCUGACAGAGAGAGGGGGAUAUUUCUCAGUGAAGCUGGGGUCCUGGGACAAUUUGACCAUCCCAACGUGCUGAAGUUGGAAGGGGUUGUCACGCAAACCCCUCCGGAAAGGAUAAUCACUGAGUUUAUGGAGAACGGGCCCCUGGAUGCUUUCCUCAGGGAGAACGAAGGUCAGUUCAGUGUCCUGCAGCUUGUGGGGAUGCUUAGGGGAGUCGGUGCCGGGAUGCGGUAUCUCUCUGAAAGAAACUUCGUUCACAGAGACCUGGCUGCCAGAAACGUGUUGGUGAACUCCAACUUGGUGUGCAAAGUUUCGGACUUCGGCCUCUCCAGACUCAUGAGGGGUCUAGACCACAACGUACCCACAUACACUGCUUCUCUGGGCAGUAAGAUUCCUGUGAGGUGGACCGCACCAGAGGCUUUUCAACAUCGAAAGUUCAGCACAGCCAGUGACGUCUGGAGCUUCGGCAUACUGAUGUGGGAAGUGAUGUCCUACGGAGAGCGCCCAUACUGGGACAUGAGCAAUCAAGAGGUGAUGAAGGCGGUAGCAGAUCAGUAUCGGCUCCCUCCACCUCACAGCUGCCCCCCUGCCCUCCACUCCGUGAUGCUUCAGUGCUGGCAGGCCGAACGAGGAGACCGGCCAGGCUUCGACCAGCUCCUCUCCUCUUUGGAUCGGCUAAUCAGGCACCCUGCCUCCCUCAAGGCCGAGCCAACUCGGAGCUGCUCGCAACCACUGCUCAGCCCAACCCCAAUAGACUUAACGUCAGUGGCGACUGUCGGCGAGUGGUUGAAAGCGCUGAGGAUGGACAAAUAUCAGGAAGAGUUUGAUCGAGCAAACAUAGACACAUUAGACAGAGUCAGCAGACUCACUGUGGAAGAUGUCCAGAACCUCGGUGUGAACCUGUUGGGACAUCAGAGGAAAAUUGUCAGCGCAGCCCAGCAGCUCAGGUCCCACCUGACGCAGGGCCAGGUGGAGGUCUGAGAAUCCAACUGCAGUACAAUCUGUUCCAGUUUUCACCUCCCUCUGCUUGUUGCGUCUGGUUCUGCAACACUUUUGAUUUCAUGGGGGCACUUUUUAAACCAAAACCAAAAAAGAGAAUCCGCUAAAAGCGACACUCUGAAGUGUAUAUUCUUAUAAACCCAAUACACCACAGUAACAGAACUCCCUCCCACCAAAUGACAGAAGAAAGGUGCACCAUGGGAGCUGAAGUCCAGGUCAAGCUGGAUACUGGAAAUAUCUGAGAAGAAGGACUUUAAAGAUUUUUUUGUGCUUUUCACUAGUCUUUACUUCAUUGUUCUUUGCCCUUUUUCUCUCCUCCUUGAUGAUUCCAUCCCAUUUCACCCCAUCCAAACUAAGUUAAACAACAAAGAAAGUUUUUCUUAAAAAAAGAAACUCAAGGAGAUCUUUUCUCACAAAGAAUUGCGUGAAGACAAUCAAAGCCUUUGUUUUUUAGUUAUUUGUGAAUCUUCACUUCCUCUCUACUUAAACAACCAAACUACCUAGCAGCGUACGGUGGCAAAAAGAUCCUACUGUUUGCUUUUAGAAACGUGUAAAGUUUGUUCAGAGUUCAAGCAAAAGUGCGAUAAACCACCAGUCCAAAUUCAGUCAAAAAUGUUUUUGUAUGAACACUCUAAGCCAUGUUGUAUCCCUUUAAAAAGGCACAUCCAGGGUCUAAAAGCAGCUCCUUUCUUACGGUCCACUCUCACCGUGGCCCUCCUGGGUGACAGCAGAGCUCCCACACUGUAAAAUUUCCCCGGAGCUGUGACAGAAACACAAGCCAGCAGCACUGUACGUGUACAUUUCACACUUCACCUGUGUUGCGUUUGAUUGGCUGAGUAAAGACAGAGUCACUGAAGCAUGGUGAAUGUGAGAAAUGGGAAAUAUGGACAAAAUCUGAUCUGAUUUACACCUGGAGAGAGCAAAAUGCUUUGUGGCAGUUUGACAGGAGCAUGUGUGUGUGUGUGUGUGUGUGUGUGUGUGCGUGUGUGCGUUUGUGCGCGUGUGUGUGUGUUGUACGAGAGGCUGUGGUGUGUCCACCAGGAGUUUUGCUGUAACAUGAGUGUGCACGUUUGAUUGGGUGUGUGUGUGUGUGGAGAUGUUAGAGACGAGUGUGUCAGCCUACACACACUUCUAGUUUAUUUGUACGAGGCUUCACCACUAUUCUGUAAUUGUGCAAAUUUGUAAAAUAAAUAUGAUUUUAUUUAA